GUUUGAACUCAGGGCUUCAUGCUUGCAAAGCUGGUGCUCUACUGCUUGAGCCACACCUCUAGUCCACAGAGAGUUCCUUUUGUAGAAGCACCUGUGCCCCUCUGCACCCCAAUGUGACUGUUCUCAGCAGCAUAGCCCUUGUGGCUGCUCCAGCUCUUGGGUCUUUCCCCAGCACUAUCUGAAGCUACCAGCACACAGUGAGAGGUCCUCACUGUCCGGAUCCUAUCUAUUAGCUAUUCUUGGGGACUCUGCUGGCAGGCACCUCCACCCACGGCCUUCAAAAACCCCCUUGGAUACAGGAGCUUUGGCAGGCCCAGAUGUUCUAGGCUUUCAUACUCUUAGUGUCCAGGUUCUUUCUCAUCUGCCUUUUUUGACACUUAUCAUCCCAUGACCACCCAAGGACCCCUGCCCAUUCUCCGGGGCACCUGUCUCCCACACUGCCUCAGCUACUCAUGACCUGUGUUGCCAUUGUGCAGUGAGAGAGCUUGAUCGUGGUGUGCAGAGAGCCCUGGACUAAUCAUGGCUGCCCUCACUCCAAUCCUUGGGUGGUGGGCAAACUCUCUAGAGUUUCCUUAUCUGCAGAGUGGAGCCAGCUGCACUCAGCUGUGAAUGAGGCCUGGCCUCAGAGCAGGGCUGGGUAUAGGCUUCACCCCAUCAUGAACCCUAAUACCAUCCCCCCAUUUCACUAGCAGGGUCUGUCCCUUAUUGGAUCAGAAAGUUUCUCAGAGCUACUGGGAACUUGAACAAAUUAGCCAUGGCCCCAUCAGGAGAGCUUUGGGUUGAGAGGUAGGGACUCUGGGCUCUAUCCCUAGCUGUGCCGUGUUCCCUAGAACAAGGCGUGAGUGGAUGUGUGCCUGGGUGGUGAAUACAGAAGGUAGCUGGCCUAUUCUGUCUUCCCCAGACCAUCCCUGGGAAAGCCUGUGAGCCCCUUUUCUCUCAACACCUGGAAAAGACCGUUAGUCUUCUCUGUGCCUAGUCCUCUCCUUACCCAGAAUGCUGACCUCUGUCCAGCCGUGCCUUCCCCUGGGAUUUUACCCUUCUGCAAGAUGCCCAAAAAGUAGGAAUGAGGAAUGCUGGUUCUUAGAAGAGAAAAAGGUCAGGGAAUGAAGGCCAUAUGUGAGCAGCCCUGAGAGGAGGACACACCCAGCAGUGUUCAGAAGUGGUUCCCAAAGUGCCGGAACCACGUACUUCUCAACUCUACACCAGAGAGCCCCAGUCCCUGCCUAGUAUUCUCCUCAGCCCACUCAUAGACCUGCCUGCUUCUCCUCCUCCAUGGUUAAUAAUUCAGGACCAGCAGGUCCUGCUUUCUCUCCCUUCUCCUUUUCCACAAUCUAAAGCCCGGGCUGCUCCUCAGUUAAGGUGGAUGUAGGCCUUCAGUAUGGGGCAACAUUAGCUCAGUUGAGCUCUCACCACCAAUAUACUGGCCCAGUAUGUCCCAGCAUACCUAGGGGCCUGCCUAGGUAUUCAGCAUCAGAGGCUGGAAGCUAUUGUCUGGGGCAGCACAAAUAGCCCUUUGCAGUCACAUCCCAUUACCUCAGGCUGGGUUCAGACAGUCUGUCCAGGGCACUGGUACACUGGUGGGACUGCACUUUUAGGAACACACCUUCCCCUGUUCUUCCAGGUUCUUUUUUGGGAAGGAGUUGCCACACACACUUGAUGUGCUUGGGAUCCAAGACUUCCAAGCUCUGACCUGGCCAAUGACCAGCAGUGAGGGGGACCAGGCUCCUAGUCCUUACCUUCCUGGUCCCCACAUAAGACCAGGAUGGAACUCAGUGAACCAUCAACUGCUGGAUUCCAAAGUCCUUCAGGGAAAACCACAGUAUUUCCUAUCCUCUCUGCUCACCACAUCCUCAUUAAAAUCCUUUGUAUGGACCCCAAUGACACUGAAUGCAGGAGAGCCAGACCCCAAGGUCACCACAGCCCUUGGCCCAGGGCUCCCCAGGGGAGAACAGAACACUGUCCAGUGUCACUCAGGGAAAGGAGAGCCCUUCUUCAUUAAUCCAGGAGGACUUUCUGAAAGAGGGGGCAAUUCAGCUGUUUCUCAUCUUGAGUCUUUCAGAAGGAGAAGCACCUGGUCCUGGCCUCCUGGAGGUGGCAGAAACUGCUGGCAGAGAACCUGACUUGGGCCCAUGAAGUCGGGCCGAGUAACCUGGAGGCUCCCUGAGGACUCCAUCUUGGUUCCCUGAACCCUCACUGCCCAUCACAGAGCCUGGAUCCUAGCAAGUGUCUAGGGUCCUUGGUGAAUUCUGUCAUGGUUAUUUAAGGAACCUUGCUUAGAAGUCCCCACACGCACGCAGUUCCCCAUCGCCAAGAAGGCGUGGACUCCAAGAUGAUUAUAAAGGAAUACCGGAUUCCCCUGCCAAUGACUGUGGAGGAGUACCGCAUCGCCCAGCUGUACAUGAUACAGAAGAAGAGCCGUAAUGAGACGUAUGGUGAAGGCAGUGGUGUGGAGAUCCUGGAAAACCGGCCCUACACUGAUGGUCCCGGUGGCUCCGGGCAGUACACACACAAGGUGUACCAUGUGGGCAUGCACAUACCUGGCUGGUUCCGCUCCAUUUUGCCCAAGGCAGCCCUGCGGGUGGUGGAGGAAUCCUGGAAUGCCUACCCCUACACCCGAACCAGAUUCACCUGCCCUUUCGUGGAGAAGUUCUCCAUCGACAUUGAGACCUUUUAUAAGACCGAUGCUGGGGAAAAUCCCAAUGUGUUCAGCCUGUCCCCCGUGGAAAAGAACCAGCUGACAACAGACUUCAUCGACAUCGUCAAGGACCCCGUGCCCCCCAACGAAUAUAAGACAGAAGAAGAUCCCAAGCUGUUCCAGUCAACCAAGACCCACCGAGGGCCCCUGUCCGAUAACUGGAUUGAGGAGUACAAGAGGCGGCUCCUCCCUGUCAUGUGUGCCUACAAGUUGUGCAAGGUGGAGUUCCGCUACUGGGGUAUGCAGUCCAAGAUCGAGAGGUUCAUCCAUGACACAGGCUUGCGGCGGGUGAUGGUGCGUGCCCACCGGCAGGCUUGGUGUUGGCAAGACGAGUGGUAUGGGCUAAGCAUGGAGAACAUCCGGGAGCUGGAGAGGGAGGCACAGCUCAUGCUGUCCCGAAAGAUGGCUCAGUUCACUGAGGAUGAGGGGGCUGCAGAGCUCGCCAAGGACCAUGCCGCCCAGGACCAGGAGUCUGGGGUGCCCCCUGAGACCAGUAGCAGCAACGGGGAACCUCUGGUGGGACGGGGCUUGAAGAAGCAGUGGUCCACGUCCUCCAAGUCCUCAAGGUCAUCCAAGCGGGGAGCUAGCCCUUCCCGCCACAGCAUCUCGGAGUGGAGGAUGCAGAGUAUCGCCAGAGACUCAGAUGAGAGCUCGGAUGAUGAAUUCUUCGAUGCACACGAGGACCUGUCUGACUCGGAGGAAAUGUUUCCUGAGGACAUCACUAAGUGGAGCUCCAAUGACCUCAUGGACAAAAUGGAGAGUCCAGAGCCAGAGGACACACAAGAUGGUCCGUACCGCCAGAGUGGCCCUGAGUUCACAGUGGCCUCCAGCGUGGAGCAGCUGAACAUCAUUGAGGACGAGGUGAGUCAGCCACUGGCUGUGCCGCCCUCCAAGGUGCACGUGCUGCUGCUGGUGCUGCACGGAGGCACCAUCUUGGACGCAGGCGCCGGGGACCCCAGCGCCAAGCAGGGCGACACCAACACCAUCGCCAGUGUGUUCGACACCGUCAUGCGUGUGCACUACCCCAGCGCCCUGGGCCACCUUGCCCUCCGCCUGGUUCCCUGCCCACCCAUCUGCGCUGACGCCUUCGCCCUUGUCUCCAACCUCAGCCCCUAUGGGCACGACGAGGGCUGUCUGUCCAGCAGCCAGGACCACAUGCCCCUGGCUGCCCUGCCCCUGCUGGCCACUUCCUCACCACAGUACCAGGAGGCAGUUGCCAUGGUGAUUCAGCGGGCCAACCUGGCCUAUGGGGAUUUCAUCAAGUCCCAGGAGGGUGUGACCUUCAAUGGACAGGUCUGCCUGAUUGGGGACUGCGUUGGGGGCAUCCUGGCAUUUGAUGCCUUAUGCUACAGCAGCCAGCCAGUGUCUGAGAGUCAGAGCAGCAGCCGCCGGGGCAGCGUGGUCAGCGUGCAGGAUGCCGAUCUGCUCUCCCCGGGCAUCAUGGUGAACGCAGCACACUGCUCUGGCGGUAGUGGUAGUGGCAGCAGCUCCAACCUAGAGAGCAGUCGACACCUAAGCCGCAGCAACGUCGACAUCCCCCGAAGCAAUGGUGCAGAGGACCCCAAAAGGCAGCUGCCCCGCAAGAGGAGCGACUCCUCCACCUACGAGCUGGACACCAUCCAGCAGCACCAGGCCUUUCUGUCCAGCCUCCAUGCCAGUGUUCUGAGGAAUGAGUCCAGCUCCCGCCGCUCAAGCAGCUCCACCAUGCUGGAUGGCACCGGGGCCCUGGGCAAGUUUGACUUCGAGAUCGCUGACCUCUUCCUGUUUGGGUGCCCAUUAGGGCUGGUCCUGGCCCUGAGGAAAACCGUCAUUCCUGCACUGGAUGUUUUCCAGCUGCGGCCAGCCUGCCAGCAAAUAUACAACCUCUUCCACCCCGCGGACCCAUCAGCCUCCCGCCUGGAGCCACUGCUGGAGCGGCGCUUCCACGCCCUGCCACCCUUCAGCGUCCCUCGCUACCAGCGCUACCCGCUGGGGGAUGGCUGCUCCACACUGCUGGUCGAGACCGUGCAGAGAAACCCUGAGCUGGUCCUGGAGGGCGGCCCCCUGGCCCCUCUCCCCCAAGGGAAUGGCUUCCUGGAAACCAGUAUCCCCGUUCCCGCGCUCACCUGGCAAGACGGGCCCCGCCAGAGCCCGGGCUGUGCUGAGUCGGAUGCACUCCAGACCCACAGCACAGUCUUCCAGGAGCAUGCAGCCCCCUCAUCACCUGAAACAGCCCCCACCAGCCGUGGCUUCCGCAGAGCCAGCGAAGUCAGCAUUGCCAGCCAGGUGUCUGGCAUGGCUGAGAGCUACACGGCAUCUAGCAUCGCCCAGAAGGCCCCCUCGUCGCUCAGCCACACCCCCAGUGUCAGGCGUCUGUCCCUGCUUGCCCUGCCCCCCCCAUCUCCCACCACCCCUGGCUCCCGCCCCCGGGCCAGGCAGGCAAGCCCCAGCCUGGAGAGGGCCCCCUGCCUCCCUGACUUGGACUUCAGAGAAGUCGCUGCAAAGUGGUGGGGCCAAAAGCGGAUCGACUAUGCCCUGUACUGCCCUGAUGCCCUCACAGCCUUCCCUACAGUGGCGCUGCCCCACCUCUUCCAUGCCAGCUACUGGGAGUCAACAGACGUGGUCUCCUUUCUGCUAAGACAGGUCAUGAGGCAUGACAGCUCUAGCAUCCUGGAGCUGGACGGCAAGGAGGUGUCUGUGUUCACCCCCUCACAGCCAAGAGAGAAGUGGCAGCGCAAGAGGACCCAUGUGAAGCUGCGGAAUGUGACAGCCAACCACCGGAUCAAUGACGCGGUUGCCAAUGAGGACGGCCCACAGGUUGUGACAGGCCGGUUCAUGUAUGGGCCCCUAGACAUGGUCACCCUGACUGGGGAGAAGGUGGAUGUGCAUGUCAUGAUGCAGCCACCCUCGGGUGAGUGGCUGCACCUGGACACACUGGUGACCAACAGCAGUGGGCGUGUCUCCUACACCAUCCCUGAAACGCACCGCCUGGGAGUGGGCGUCUACCCCAUCAAGAUGGUGGUCAGGGGAGACCACACAUUUGCCGACAGCUACAUCACUGUGCUGCCCAAGGGCACGGAGUUUGUGGUCUUCAGCAUUGACGGCUCCUUUGCCGCCAGCGUGUCCAUCAUGGGCAGUGACCCCAAGGUGCGGGCCGGGGCUGUGGAUGUGGUGCGGCACUGGCAGGACCUGGGCUACCUCAUCAUCUAUGUGACCGGCCGCCCCGACAUGCAGAAGCAGCGGGUGGUGGCGUGGCUGGCUCAGCACAACUUCCCCCACGGGGUGGUGUCCUUCUGUGAUGGCCUGGUGCACGACCCUCUGAGGCACAAGGCCAACUUCCUGAAGCUGCUGAUUUCCGAGCUGCACCUGCGCGUGCAUGCAGCAUACGGCUCCACGAAGGACGUGGCAGUGUACAGCUCCAUCAGCCUGUCCCCCAUGCAGAUCUACAUUGUGGGCCGGCCCACCAAGAAGCUGCAGCAGCAGUGCCAGUUCAUCACGGAUGGCUAUGCAGCCCACCUGGCCCAGCUCAAGUACAACCACCGGGCACGACCAGCCCGCAACACAGCCACCCGCAUGGUGCUGCGCAAAGGCAGCUUUGGUCUGCCCGGCCAGGGUGACUUCCUGCGUUCUCGGAACCACCUGCUCCGCACCAUCUCAGCCCAGCCCACGGGGCCCAGCCACCGGCAUGAGCGGACGCAGAGUCAGGCAGACAGUGAGCUGCGGGGCCAGCGCAGCAUGAGCGUGGCAGCCAGCUGCUGGGGCCGCACCAUGACUGGCCGGCUGGAACCUGGGGCAGCCAUGGGCCCCAAGUAGGGCACAUUAUAGGCGCUAUGGUCUCCAUGGUGCUAGGCCAGGGUGCCAGCCCCACUGGGAGGCCUGGCCUGGGAACAUGCCGGCAGCUGGGGACAAGCACAGAUGCAGCCUGGGAGCUUGUCCCAGGGCCCCUUGGAGGACAUAGCCAUGCCACACAGUCCUGUGUCCUAGGGUGGAGGGUUCCAGCUUAUUGUGGAAGCUGGCAGGACAACCAGCCCAGGAUGACAGAGGGACCAGGAUACCCCACUUAGUCUGGCCUGGGAGGCACUCCUGAACAUUUUUCCCUGCAUUGAUCUCCUAGCCUCCUGGUGCCACGUGUGGGUCCAGGCCCAACCUGCCACCGCCCUGUCCACUAGCUUCCCUUCCCCCAAGCCCCUCCUAUUUGGUAGCAGCUCCAACAGGAGUCCAGCCUGCUUCUUGUUGACUCCUGUUUCUCAACUGUUCAACCUCACUGGUUUUGCACUGAUUUUUGAGAGUGGAGACCCAUUACCAUCUCCUGUGGCUACAGAUUUGUUGAUAUGCAUGAAAAUUCAGUAUUUGCUGAUCAGAACUGGUCACUAACACAGAAGGUUCCAGUGUGGCAAAUCCUUGUGCAAGCAGGAGAGAAAGGCCAUAUCUUAAUUUCUGCAGCCCUGCCUGGCCUUCCAGCGCUGUGGCAGCCCUGGACUGCUGCCCACCUGUCCACCUGCCCCAUCUGGAGCCCAGUCUGGUCCCAGGCCCGAUGUCAUUCCCAGCCCUGAGCACAGUACAGGCACGAGGCUUGUGAAGCCCAAGUGGCCGCACCUUGGGCUGCAGGGCCUGGGCAGGCCUGGUCUCCACUUCCACUCCUUGCCUGCCAUGGGUCAGGCCCACCCACCCGCGUUUCUACGCCUUUCUACUUCUCAAUCUGAUUUCUAUGAUGUUUUUUUAAAUGAGCAAUCCUUGGCUGCUUCCUUUUCUUAACUCUUUCAGUAUAAGCGCAGCCCCUCUACAUUGGAAACACCCAGCACUGUGACGGAGUCCAGCCUGGUCUAGCCUGUGGGCCCUGCCCCUGGCCCACUCAGCGAGGUGUGGUCUCCCUGCCUCACCUGACCCAUUAAUUCCACUGAAUUUCUACUCUAGGGUGGGGCACACACUUAGGUUUUUUAUGCCAAUUCCGUUUCGAUGCUGAAUCUAAGAAGCCACAGCUCGCUUCGUUAGCUUAACAGCAGGCAGCCUCAACUUCAUUUCUCACCAGAACAAGGACACACUGUCCUGCACGCUGGGUCUGAGCACCUACCUUCCCAUCCCAGCACUGAGUGCGACCUCCUGUGCUUCUAUACCUUCCCUGAAGUGGGUGAGCCCACCUGGCCCCACCCCAGUCCAGUAACCAGGCUGUCCCUGAGACACUACCAAGCUGGACUCAGCCUCAGCUGUGUGGCUGGCCCAGGGAGGAACGCAGUGGGCGCUGACUUUCCUGUGUAGAUGUGUACAGAGGGAAAGCUAUUUAUUUUGUGCAGAGAAAAAUGUCUGGAGGAAAAGAACCUUCAGGGUUUAUUCAUAUUUAAGAUGUAGCUUUUUGUUGUUUCAGGAGUUACGUAUAAAGCAACAAUUAUUUUAUGGACCAAGUUUCCAUGUAAGUGUUGCAGUCAAGUGCAAUACUGGCCCCUCUGCUCCUGGCAGGAGCCCACUGGCCCGACAGUCACAGACAGACCCUGCCAGGGCCCUGCGGCCAAUGCCUCCUCUUGGCCCCACCUCACCCUGUCCUGCCUACUUCUCAGUGACCAGCCAUCCAGAGAAGCACCUGGAAGUCUUGGGCCCACCUGCAAUAAAGGCCAGAAGGCCUCCCAGCUGGGAGGCCCAGUGGGCAGCGGGCUCAACCUCUCCCCUACCCCCACCUGCCCAGCCGCCAGCCAUGCCAAGGACAACAGCAAUAGUCCCCUGGGCCUCUCCCAGGGCCCUCAGCCAUCGAUGGCGAGACGGGCAUCCUUUCCACUCUGUAUCCAGGUCUGCUCUCUGCCUCCCUAGGACUCCUUUGGCACAGUCUUCUCUUGAGGAGGAAGCACCAGUUUCCAAGAAGCUAAGAGGGAAGGCACAGUCCUUUAAAAUACCAAAAAUGUUUACAGCGUUGGGUGCUGAGCUGCAGGGCUCAGGCCUGACCAGUGGUAACCAAAGGGUGAGGCAGGCCUCGCUGACUGCCACCCCAUCCCAGGCCUGUUAGAAUAGAAGCCUUAUCACUCCCACCCCCACCCCAGACCCCAGGACUGAGCCUCAACGGCACCCAGCUCCAACCACCUGCCUUCUCUGAUUUCUAAAGAGGGAUUCCGCAGAGACCCUGCCCCAUCCAGUCCAGUCUUCACAUCUCGGCCCCUUGUCUGUCCUCGUGCUGUCUGUCUCUCUGGGCCAUGUGUGAGUGUGUCCUCACUCUCCCUCCCCUGCUGUCCCUGCAUCGUCAGCCUGAGUGUGCUCUGUAUGCAGCAUCACUAUCUGUUACACCAAUUAAAGAAGCAGGCGCU
Castor canadensis (American beaver) is the source of this 8961-nucleotide messenger RNA. The record is from RefSeq and is a predicted model, not a curated record. NCBI's taxonomy places the organism in Eukaryota, Metazoa, Chordata, Mammalia, Rodentia, Castoridae.